This is a messenger RNA of Gavialis gangeticus (Gharial), 4051 nucleotides long. RefSeq names its product kin of IRRE like (Drosophila) (gene KIRREL1). Gene Ontology annotation, cellular component: cell-cell junction. Lineage: Eukaryota; Metazoa; Chordata; Crocodylia; Gavialidae. Gene Ontology annotation, molecular function: cell adhesion molecule binding. Gene Ontology annotation, biological process: cell-cell adhesion. The transcript is spliced from 17 exons. The coding region runs from base 1 to 2505 and encodes 834 amino acids. The record is from RefSeq and is a predicted model, not a curated record.
AUGGGGAGCGAUGCAUCACGAGUGGAGGAGAAGCAGGAUGAGGCCGGGAUAUUAUGGAGAAGCAGAACGGCCCUGCUGUGCCCCCCCGCUGGGGAUGUCUCUUCCCAGCCAGGUUUUAAUAGGAAGCCACCCCAUGUGUGCCUGUUUUGGGGUAGGGAUGACGCUGCUCCCCCUCACAGCUUGGGGUUGGGAUCUGUAGCAGCAACAGUUCCCCUAUUGCUAGACCCACAGCCAAGGCUGGGGCUGAGCUCUGCAUGGUGGCUCUGGCUGAGCCCUGCUCUUUGUCUCCCCACUGCAGUGGCACCGACGCGGUUCACGGAGGAGCCUGAGGACCAGACGGUGGUGGCCGGGCAGCGCAUCGUCCUGUCCUGCGUCGUGCUGAAUUACUCCGGCAUCGUGCAAUGGACCAAAGACGGCCUGGCCCUGGGCAUGGGGCAGGGCCUCAAAGCGUGGCCACGGUACCGGAUCAUCGGCACGGCCGACUCGGGACAGUACAACCUGGAGAUCACGGACGCGGAGCUCUCCGACGACGCGCUGUACGAGUGCCAGGCCACCGAGGCGGCUCUGCGCUCCCGCCAGGCCAAGCUGACAGUGCUGAUCCCCCCUGAAGACCCUGUGAUCGACGGAGCCCCCAAGAUCCUGCUGCGGGCAGGGACGCCCCACAACCUCACCUGCCGGGCACGCAGCGCCAAGCCGGCCGCCACCAUCAUCUGGCUGCGAGAUGGGCAGCAACAGGAGGGGGCUGUCACCACCACGGAGGUGCUACCGGACGGCAAGAGAGAAACCACCACCAGCUUGCUCCUCAUCAACCCCACUGACGUGGACAUCGGGAGGGUCUUCUCCUGCCGCAGCGUGAACGAAGCCAUCCCGGCCGGCAAGGAAACAUCCAUCCAGCUCGACGUUCACCAUCCACCCACCGUCACCCUCUCCAUCCAACCCCAGACGGUGCGGGAAGAGGAGCGGGUCGUCUUCACUUGCAUGGCCACCGCCAACCCUGAGAUCAAGGGCUACAGGUGGGCCAAGGGUGGGCUGCUGAUCGAGGACGCCACGGACAGCCGGUACGAGACACAGGUGGACUACACCUUCUUCACAGAGCCCGUCUCGUGUGAGGUGCACAACAACGUGGGCAGCACCAAUGUCAGCACCUUGGUGGACGUGCACUUUGCCCCCCGCAUCGUGGUGGAGCCCAAGCCCACAACCACCGACCUGGGCUCGGACGUGACGCUGACCUGUGUGUGGGCUGGCAACCCCCCGCUUACCCUCACCUGGACCAAGAAGGGCUCCAACAUGGUGCUGAGCAACAGCAACCAGCUGUACCUGAAGGCAGUGACGCAGGAUGAGGCGGGGCAGUACGUCUGCAAGGCCAUCGUGCCCCGCAUCGGCGUGGGCGAGCGUGAGGUCACCCUCUACGUCAACGGACCCCCCAUCAUCUCCAGCGAGGCUGUGCAGUACGCGGUGCGUGGCGACCGCGGCAAGGUGGAGUGCUUCAUCGGCAGCACACCACCCCCCGACCGCAUCGCCUGGGCAUGGAAGGAGAACAUCCUGGAGACGGGCACACUGGAGCGGUACACAGUGGAGCGCAGCGCCACAGGCACCGGGGUCCUGUCCACACUCACCAUCAACAACGUGAUGGAGGCCGACUUCCAGACCAGCUACAACUGCACUGCCUGGAACGGCUUCGGACCCGGCACCGCCAUCAUCCGCCUCGAGGAGCGGGAAGUGCUGCCUGUGGGAAUCAUCGCCGGAGCCACCAUCGGGGCCGGCAUCCUCGUCAUCAUCUUCCUCGUCGCCCUCGUCUGCUUCCUCUACCGGCGCCGCAAAGGGAGCCGCAAGGACGUGACGCUGCGCAAGCUGGACAUCAAGGUGGAGACAGUGAAUCGGGAGCCGCUAACCCUGCACCCGGACCGCGAGGAGGACACGGCCAGCGUGUCCACCGCCACCCGCGUCAUGAAGGCCAUCUACUCGUCAUUCAAGGACGACGUGGACCUGAAGCAGGACCUGCGCUGCGACACCAUUGACACGCGGGAGGAGUACGAGCUUAAGGACCCAACCAAUGGCUACUACAAUGUGCGCGCCCACGAGGACCGGCCGGCCUCGCGCUCGGUGCUGUACGCUGACUACCGUGCGCCAGGGCCCGCCCGCUACGACACCCGUCCGGCCUCACGGCUCUCGCACUCCAGCGGCUAUGCCCAGCUGAACACCUACGCACGGGGGCCAAGCUCUGAGUACAGCGCCGAGCCCGCUCCGGGGCCUGCGCCUGGCCCCGCCACCGGUGACACGGCCAGCCAGCUGUCCUACGAGAACUACGGCGGGCAUGCCGCCUUCCCGCCCAGUGCUGGCUAUGCCACCUACCGCCUAGGCUACAGCCAGCCGCCCCCACCCAGCCUGGACCGCGCCGCCUACGACGCCAUGGGCAAGUACGCCAGCGCCACCCGCUUCUCCUACACUUCCCAGCACUCGGACUAUGGGCAGCGCUUCCAGCAGCGCAUGCAGACUCACGUCUGAGGACGGGGCGCCCGGCUCCGGGGGGGCCGCGGAACCUCGCCACUGGCCCCUGAUAUUCAGGGGCUUCUUUCUGACCCCCCCCACCGCCGCCCGCCUCCAGGGAACCCAGGCGUCCGGCGGCCCCAUGGACACGCCCCGUACUUGAGCUUCCAUCCCUCCGCCCGCCGGGGCUUCCUCCCGGCCGCGGUCCAGCCUCUGCAGAAUUGGGUUUGGAGGGAAAUACUUUGGGGGUCCUGACUGUGCCCAUUUUGGCAUGAAGCACCAUGGCUCCUCUCCCAUCAGGACCCCCCCCAGCACACACAUUCUCCCCCCACCACACACACACACACAUACACACACGCACCCACGAGGGAGAGGAGCCAUUUCCCUACUACGCGCCGGAGCCUGGAGAGGCAGAAGGGCUGGGGGGACCCAAAUACCUAAUGAGGGGUUAACAGUCCCACCAAUGAGGGGUUAACAGUGAGGCAGGGGUGAGGGGCACUGGAGUCUCCCCCAGCCCCAGAGCCACCAGGGGUGCACACAGUGAGUCCCGGGGAUGCUGGAAGCAACGGGGGGGGAGGGUGUUGAACAUGCCAGAGGCCUGUAGUGGCACAUCUGGGUGCCCCCCGUGCCAUCACCAUCAGGCCCACAGGCAGCCACAGGAACCACCUGUAGGGGACCAGACUAGGGCCCCAAGCAGCUCAGACCCCGCCCACCAGCAACAGUGUUGGAGGGGAGCAGGGCCCCCUCCCUGUGACCCUAACCCAUAGCCAGACUGCCCCUCUGGCACUGGCCCUACACCGAGCGCUUCCAUUGCUGAGCAGAGCCAUCCCCACCCCCGCAUCCCAGGGGCCCAAAUCCCUGCCCGCCCCCAACACUGGCCCCUUGAGAAGAAAAGGGAGACACCAAGGACCAUCCCCCCCCGCCGAGCACUUUGGAUCCGUCCGCCGGGUUGAUUUGGGGCUCAUAUAUCUCUAUUUUAUAUAUUUUUCUGUUUUGUUUUCCUCGAGAAAGGACCAAGGGGAAGCCCCUGCCCCCCCAGGACACAGCGGGGGGAAGUCCCCCUCCCCGCUCCAGGUCCGGCUUGGAGGCUGUUGUGGGGGAGAAGCCCCUGCAGCCCUGUAUGCACACCCUUGCCCCCGACCCUCCCUGCCCCACAGCCGAAGGGACCUUCAGGCCCCACGUCCUUGCCCAGCUCAUGACAUCGGGCCUCCAGCCCCAGCACCCGGAGUCCUGCUAUUUCCAAAGAGUCUCCCAAGCCCUUGGGGGUGGGAAGAAAAGCUUGAAUCUGUGCCCCUCGCCAAAAAAAACUCACAUUCCUGGCUUUCGGGAGGCCACGAAUCCCCCCGGGGCUGUGCUAUAAGAGCUGGACUUGAGGGCCCUGUCCAUGCCGGGUGGGUCUGGGGAGGGGCCUGGCCUCACCAGCGAGGAUAAUAACCCAUGCCCACCAAGUGAUACUGUCUCACCCGAGGGCACGGGCUGUCCGCGUGGGACGAGGGUGGGGGGAGGUUUCUUUAUAUGAAUGUAUAUAAAUAUAUAUUUUAUAUAAAUAUCUUGCCGAUGCAAA